Echinostoma caproni is the source of this 645-nucleotide messenger RNA. The record is from the annotation of a GenBank genome assembly. Lineage: Eukaryota; Metazoa; Platyhelminthes; Trematoda; Plagiorchiida; Echinostomatidae.
AUGAAUUCCGGACAGAAACCGAUCGAAGAACCAAUGGUCGAGAAGGUGUUCGAACCGAGAAACGAGGACGCCGAGGAGAAAGAAGAGGAAGAGGGUGAAGUUUUGCUGAACGGACAGAACAGCGUGGAACCAAUCGAUUGGGACAAAUUUACUAAUCAGCCGGUAGUUGGAGAAACAACUACCGGUGAAGAUCUAUAUUUUAAAAGUUGGGCUCAAAUCAAGGCCGCGUUGCAACACUACAAUCUGCGAUCAGACGACUUAGUUGAUAAAGCAGAAUUGGCCGAUCGUUUGAUUGAUUUCGAAACGAGACAGCAACAUGUGGAUAACCGUUUCAUCAUUACGGAAGAAGAACGGCGCGCGGUUGCUGCUGAUUUUAUUCCAAUCAGUCGAAUAAAGUUGGAAUCCUCGAUCGCUCAUCUAACCGCGCCGUGUUUACGUCAAUUACUUGUCACACAUCCGAAGAAUGUUGGCGUUGAACUGUCCCGGGAACAAUUGAUCUAUCAAGUCAAACGUCAAUGGAAGAAAUAUCACAGUGAGUUAUUUAGAAGCCGACACCCCCCCCGUCCCCAGCCCGCACCAAAGAGCUGUUCCAUUAUCGAUUGCGAACAGUCCAAAUGCAGGUCCGGGUGGAUCGGGAUGACUUGA